Molecule: messenger RNA, 1118 nt
Organism: Pistacia vera
Lineage: Eukaryota; Viridiplantae; Streptophyta; Magnoliopsida; Sapindales; Anacardiaceae
Product: MADS-box protein EJ2-like
Exons: 8
Coding region: 112-693 (193 amino acids)
Biological process (GO): positive regulation of transcription by RNA polymerase II
Cellular component (GO): nucleus
Molecular function (GO): RNA polymerase II cis-regulatory region sequence-specific DNA binding; protein dimerization activity; DNA-binding transcription factor activity, RNA polymerase II-specific
Source: RefSeq, a predicted model, not a curated record
GAGGAACUCCCAUUCCUCGAUCCAAGCAAAUUGUUUCUGUGCCCGUCUGUUCUACGGUCAUUCCUGCGAGCAGGUCGUUUUGAUUCAGAAUUAGGGGUGAAUUGAGUCGAAAUGGGCCGAAAGAAGGUGCAACUGAGGCGAAUCGAGAACAAGAGCAGUCGUCAAGUAACCUUUUCAAAAAGGCGAAGCGGAUUGAUCAAGAAGGCUCGAGAACUCUCCGUCCUCUGCGAUGUCGAUGUCGCUCUCGUCAUCUUCUCCAGCCGCGGCAAGCUGUACGAAUUCUGUAGCACCGACAGUUUGGCCAACAUUCUUGAGUGCUGUAAGAGUCGCUGUGGAGGGGAAGCUCUUGCAUCCAGGAGUGUAAAUACAGAGGUCUCUCACCCUGAAUGUGCAAGUAUAUAUUCACAUGCUGAGCUGCUGCAAAUAGUUCAAAGGAAACUUGAUGGACCAAACUUUAAGCAGUUGACUGUGCCUGAUCUUGUGCAACUGGAGAAGCAACUUAAUGCUAAAAUAUCACAAAUUAGAGCUAGGAAGACAGAAAUGAUGAUGGAAUCCAAAAUGACCCUCCAAAAUAUGGAAAAGACGCUGAAAGAAGAAAACACACUUCUGAAAAGAGAGAUUGCAGCACUAGAGAAGCAGGGGAAUGAUACAGCCGCCAGAGUGAUGGCAACCCUGCAUUUGCUUCGACAGUAGCUUGGAUAUAACAUCCUUCCAUACGUGUUCACAAUUUGGUGCUUCAAGUUGGCUGACGAGGGGGGCAGUGUUGGAAAUGUUGAAACCGACGAUGUUUCAUUUAGUUGGUAUCAUAAAUCUAUUCAUUAUUCCCACGCAAUUUCUACCAAUGGGGACUGAAGCAAAAAUCUAACCAUUGGCUUAUAAGUUUAGCUGAUGGACAAUGCUGUAUCCUGAUAUAUAAAUUUAUGUAUGUAUUUGUGAGCAAUAGCGGGAUAAGGUUUGUAUGUAAGACGGUCAGUUUGGAACAAUCUCCUGGGAGAAUGUGUCCUAUUACAGAACUUGUCGUUUUUCGUUGUUUGUCUUUUGAGUUUUGUCGGCCAAAGUUAUGCAUUAUCCUUUUGUUUUCUGUGACUGGGCUAUAAUUCAACCUGAAAUUUUCUGGA